AUGGACGCACCGUUGCAGCAGCUUAUUGAGUCGAUGGACUUCCCUACCGAUGGCAUCAUGUCUGACACAGACGCGGAGAGUGGAUCGGAGCGCCUGCUCAAUUCUGCACAUCUGGCCCCUGCCUGGAAGCCUGGCAUACUUCCUGGGCCUUUCUCGAACAUAGAGAGAGGACGGGUAAUAGGCAGAGGGCUGACCUCCGGACGUCAGGAGCAUCCAGCGCUGGGAGCAGAUCGUUUUCGCCUCUCCUCACUGCGCCCACCAUUCGAGCCCGAUGGACGCAGCCCCGUGAAAGAUGUUUGUUUCCCUCUGCGUCCCGGAUGUCGUGGUCUUGCUCGUGCUCCUGACAGGCAGAGUGACCCGCUCACUUGCAGCAGUCUGGGAGGGGAUGACUCGCUUGACGUCUUUCCAGAAGACUCUGUAAGGCCACACUCGGCACUCCAAAACAGCUCAGAAUUCUGCACAGAAGCAGUGCGUCCCGGCUUCCUUGGUUCACGCCCGCCCGAAGGGAGCCUCGACGGCGGGUCACCCCUCUUCCGGGCCUCAAGGAACUCAGGCAAGAAUAUUCCGCUUCCACAGACUGUCGAGGGAACCCUCCCGACGAACAGAUCGCCUGGCAGAGGCCGCUUGGAGGAAAAUUCUCCCACCUGGUCUCUACUGCAGUCGCCUUCUCCACUAGCAGCUGCCCUCGCAGCAGAAAAGCCGGGAGGCUGUGACACUCCGUCGGUAACGCACAACCGCCCCGACAGCCCCUUGAUAAAAAAUACGCAGUGUGAGGGGCUCCGCUUUAUCGACGGAAGCAAGCAUCUCAGCGAUUCUUUCCAACCCGCUUGUGAAGGUGCCAGCACAACAGAAGUCGAUAUUGACAGACUACUCGCCACAACACAGACCAUCCUCGACCGCAGCGACAUCGGCCGCCGCCCCCAUUUCGCGAAUAAUCAUUUGGAUGGAGAUUCCCAGCGCAAUGACAGGUGGUCAGCUCCUGCUUCUGGACUGAACUUCACGGCGCAGAAGCAAGCUGCCGAGGGGAACUUGGUUCAUCUGCAGCACGGGAUCACGGCGCUAGAGGAGCUGGUAGACGAGACGGAACGGAAGAUAGAAGGCCUCGGACGAUGUUCUCGCAAAAGCGAGGAUGACUCUGGCUUUUCUUUCUCAACAGAACAUCCUCAUUCUCUGGAACGAGUUCUUCACAGGGACGCCGAAGCGCUGAGCCGAAGUGCAGGGGAAGUCGCUCAGUACCCCCCGACAAACGGGUUACGACUCGAUGAGUGCCUUGAAGCCAGGGGCCUCCUACCCGAAAGCCCGUCUUGCCGCACGCGGCAUCUUCAGAUUUCCUCUCUCCGACCCAGUGCGCGAGAGGCCGGCUUCCAAAGGAGAGUCAAGGCUGAUGUUGGACGGGAGUCGGAGGGCAAAUUGACACUGGCAAGCUUGGCAGAACAUGACGAGCAGGCCCCAGAUCGGGAUACCAGUCCUGGUCAGCUCCUCUCGCUUCGGGCCGGCGGCGGGCCUGCGAGGCUCUCUCGUCCUGUGUCGGGCCUGAGAACAACGACUUCAGGCUGCGGAGUAUUUCAGACUGUCAAUUUCGAGCCCGCGAAUGCCUAUCUCGGCAAAGCGGGCAGCGCAUUAGGGCUGCCAGGGGCGGCUUACUGCCCGGGUGAGUGGCUUCAAAGAGCUGAAAGACCCUUUUCCAUCCGCUUCGGUGCAGGUGGUGACGCGUCGAACUGUUCAACUUCCUCUUCUGUUAGGAGUCCACAUUUUUGCGCCAGCGGGGAACACCUCCUCGGUCAGGAGCCAGUUCUGCGAACGCAUCCUCAGCGUCUGCGCCCGUCUCGAAAGCAAGUCUCCUCCGCACACUCUUCUUUUUCUUGUCAGCCUCCUCUCUCUCCCGGUCGCGUGCUACGCGACGCUGCGAGGAUCGAUGCCGCAUCUGAGAAAACGAGGCCCUUUCGAUCUGCCGUUUCCCAACGCGAGCGUUGGAUCCGCAAAUCCCAGCACGGACUGCCCCGGUGCGCUGCCGCCCACACUGGCUCUGUUUCCCUCGGUACUGCCGCGUGUUUUGAUCCCCCGAUUCGUCAGCACACACCCGUGUCUCAUGCGGAAGAACGUCCAACUCCCGCCUCGCUCCAGUGCCGUUUACCACCCUCGGAGGCGUCGUCCGCUCGCGGCGGACUGGGUCAAAGGGAGAUGAGCGCGAUUGUCGCUGGGCGGGGGCGCGACUUCAUCCGGCGCUCUUCAGCAUCCUCGGAUUCCGCCGCGGUGCUGGACUCGACGCAGCAGGCGGAGCCAGAGCUGCAGGCCAGGUCGCCGCACGACAGAUGCAGUCAGUCCGCGCGCCUGAAUGCGCUCUUCGCUUGCGACCCUGCGAGACCCCUCUCAGAGUCGACCCGCCACGCCCAGCGCCGCCCGGGGCGAAACGGCUCAACUCACUGGGAUGCCGACCUCAGACGCGCUAGAGACGCCCCGCUACUCAAAAAAAGUUGCAACAGUAUGUACCUGCGGCACAGCGCUGUGGCGGAUUGGACAGACACUUUGUCCGCGGCCUCUGCGAUUCCUCCCGACGGGCCGUGGCAGCCCCUGGCGACUCCCCUGGAGGGCAAAAGCGAGCCGAUCCAGUGCCCCCCUGUCGCCGGCGGCAUGCCCGCGCGCUCUGCCGAAGACCUGGAUCUGCGCGCCUUCAACAGAAACGCGCAUAUCGCAGGCUCGCAUCCGAUGCAGAGCCCCGUCUGGAGCCGCCCUUGUCCCCCGCCAGCCGCAGAAAGAGUCAACACACAUUUCGAGCCUUGCUGCAGCAAAGUCUCCGCCGAGCUCCGUACACAGGGCCAACGUGCAGACGCGCUUCCAGCGCUAGGGGGGGAGGUCGUUUUCGCGAGAGGCCCCAGCUGCUGCUGUGGCAGCGCCGAGGAGCCCAGAGAGUGCCUUCUGAAGCGAGAUCGAGCUGUGCAAAGUUCCCCUGAGCUACUCAGCGCAGCUGCUCGCUGGCCUCCCGCGACGGCAGUGUCAAGCUGCGCAAGCGACGGCCUCCGCCACGCGGCAGCGAGGAAGCGAGCUGCCGAGUACUGCGAGACGGGUUCCUCACCCGUGGCGAGGCCCUGCACGGAGAGACAGAGGUCGGGAGAUAUUGACAGCUUCUUGAACUGCGAUCAAAGCGAGAAGCCGCAAGGCAAUUCAGCCCAAAGAUCCACACUCCCAUAUUUCGCUGCUCCAUCUAAAACGGGCGACCUCGGUAGCAGCCAGCGAGGCCCGGUAGUAUGUGAGACUGCGUGCUCGCCGCUACAUACGGAACAGUCUGCGCCCAGCCAGCCAGGGAGUGAAAAGCGCGUUCGCCUUCUCUCGCGCUCUUCUGGGGAGACCUCUCCUGCGGACCUCGGCAGCGCCACCAGUUCGGGCGAAAUCCAUUACGGGUCUCAGAAGCCAGGGCACGCCCGACAGCGUUCAUCGCGCGCGUCGCACGGAGGCGCGACUGAUGUUGCCACAGGUACUUCGCCAGUUCGUCGCAGAGACGUCUCCGCGGGAGGCUCGCCGAGGGAUUCGAGCUCUGACACAUCCAACAGGGCUGCGGGGCUGGAGGAUCGAUCCCCAGCGGCUUCAGGGCCGCUGCAGAGAGUCCGUGGAGACGCAUUUGCACUGCCAUCAGUAGAUGCGUCUUCUGAGGAAGACAUCGGCCUCGCUCAGGUCUCCCCAGAGGAUUCUGGGCGGCCCUGUCCCCUGGCGCAGCCGGGGGGACUAGACCUAGCGGAUCUAUGUCAACAGGAUGUGUUGAGAGACCUCCUGUGCAGUGAAGGUUCGAAACUGGAAACGACAGUACUGCCCACGACGCAAGAUGUGCCGCACGGGGCUGCGUCCAGCCAAGGCGCUGCAGACAGCCGAAACGCUUGCAAGCACAUCAUUCUCACGCUGAACGAGGCGCUUCAGAAAAUCGGCGGUUUGAGGCAAGCGGCGGCGAAGCCUGCGCUUCCUCAUGAUCCGCAGAGGCUGUCCAGAGAGGAGGGCAUCGAGAAUGCUUUGAGCACCGUGUCCAGCUGGCUGGAGUCCCCCUGUGCCUUGGGCAGCAGAGCGCAGCACCACCGACUUGCAAACCCGAGGGGAAGGCCGCGCCCCGCCGCCCAAGUUACAGAGUCUUCCAUCAGCCGCCACCACCUGAGUCUGGAGCUAAAAGAAGUGCAAGAAAUGCUUUUAAGACUGAUGGAGCCGGAUAUCGAGACGCCGCCAACCAAGAAAACGCGGGAAAAGCCUGGUUUGCCGUCUGAUGACGCGCCCUUCUCUCCGCCCACGCCAGGCUGCGGAGAAAGCGAAGGCCUGGAAAGCACACACCUUUGUCGAUGCCGCAGCGCGGGCCCUCCAGCGGAGGCGCUUCCCGCUUCGAGGGCGUGCCUUCAGCGGCGCAGAACUGACGCGAUGUCGCGGCCUGCGCUCCCACUCGCUGAAGACAGUCUGGCAACCGGUCGUCACUCAUUGUCGAUCUUCGAAAGCCGCGUCAGAGGGCGGCGCGCUUCCAUUGGCGGAGCAUCCCCUUCUUCCAUGAGGAGUCAGCCACACCCACACGCCACACGAUUCCAGACGCUUCCCCUCGCUCGCGCGUCAACUUCAGCACUGGGAGAGAGACGCGCUGAAGCGCGCGCACACGGCGCGGGCGCCACGGGAAGAAACGAAAGAUCGAGUUCGCUGAGGCGAGCGCGUUCGCUGCCGCCAGUUGCAGCAUCGCACAAAGCCAGGCGACAAACGUCCCCAGAAGGUCCUCCUCAGGCCGCGCGGCGCCCCUUACCGGCAUCAGGGCACGCUUCCGCGCCCGUACAGCUCUCCCAGGCUCAGCAGCGGUCUUUGAAGCCCGCGGAUCUGCCGCGCACAGCCCCGCUGCACCCGGGGCGGAGUGGGGUCUGCGGCAGGGUGUGGCGUCGACUCUCUUCGAACGACCCCACGCGACAGCCGCCAGACUGCAGCGUUUCGACGGCGAGCACCGCCUCCGAGCCCGUGGAGGCCGCCCUAUGGGCAGCAAAAUCCCGGCGAGCCGGCGAGAAGAGAAAAACGGAGCGAGCCUCGCUGCGCACCGACGAGUGCCUUCUCUACUGCUCGCGGGCACCGCCCCAGCGCGCGCCGUCGUCGCUGGAGGUUGAGCGUCAGUCUGACAUCCCUUGGCCUUCGCGAAGCGAAGGAAAAGAAGGCUGGGGCGGUGGCGCGGAGGCCUCGGUUGGCGGCGCGCGCGUCGCGAGGCGAGAUCAGAGGGGACCUAGUUCGUCUCCGAAACGAGGUCUGCGGCGUCGAGCAAGCGGCCACCGGGGACGAAACGAAGACUGGUGUCUGCCCGGCGAGACAGCGAGCGCGUCAGAUCGGCUGAAGCCGCUUCCAGUCACGUCUAGGAGAUCCCAGUUGCAGCUGCCUCCUGGUCAGCACGCGAAGAGCGCCCCCACCGGGUCAGUGGCCCCCCCGGCGUCGAGGCCGCACCGACUGCUCGCGGCCGCCGACCUGCAUCCGCUGCCUUCCAGCCGACGGGCGUGCCCAGGGGCGAGAAGAGCUCUGAGGCAGAGCCUCUCCUGCAGCGCGCGCCCGGGGCCUCGAGACCCGCUCUGUCCCCACCAGGGACUUGUCGCCCUGCAGACCCCGCUUCCCCGGGGCUCCUCCGCGCAACGCUGGGGCCGACCCGCCAGCUGUGGACUGCCUGACUCCCGCACGUCUCCAGGCCGGCGACACCGCCUAGGCGAAGGCACUCCGCCUUCGCUCGUGCGUUCCGCGGAGAGUCUCCGCGGAGAGCGACAGACCCCCGCGGCGGUUGAGGCGUCGCUGACGAGGCAGACGCCAAACCGCGCCGCUCGAGAGAGGCGAAGCCACAGUCAGCAGCGCACUCGCGCCCCCUGCCCAGGGAGGCAGGACCCGAUGGACGCCCUAUCCCAGCGAAGGCCUCCGGAGGCGUCAACGAAGUCGCAGAGAGGAGUCAUGCCGUCGCAGAGCCGCCAGAGGAGCUUCGCGCGAGUGAGUCAGGAAUCAGAACGUGCAGCACUCCGAGCGAGUGAAUGCGCGCAACGCGCACCCGGCGUGCAGAUUCAGCUAUCCACAGAGAGGGCUUGCAUGGAAGCCAACGAGAGGACAGCUGCGUCCAGAUCGCUCCACACCGCCUGCCAAACGUCUCCACUGCCGCAAAGGGACUCGGGCGGAAAGCACGCACAGGCGAAGCCGAGCGGACUGCCGGCACUCGAAGCGUCUGCCGGCGGGAGAGAGGGAAUGGCUCGCGAAGGUGAUCCCAGCUCCGUCGAAGAGGGCGCAGCGUUCUGUGGAUCUCGCGAUGCAUAUCUCAGCAGCGCCGCAGGCACACAUUCCUCACCUUUCUGGCAGGCAUGCGAGGACGGGAACCCCACGGGAACCGCCGGCCCCAAGCAGCAGGCCCCGCCCCCCCACAGCCGGCUGCUCCAUGUUAGUCCACAAUGUAGAAGCUGUGUGAAAACGGCUGAGGCGUCAGCCGACAGGAAGCAGCCGUGCGCGCCUGAGAACCCUGCGCCGGGGACGGAUGGGCUAGAAACGCGGCUAGAGAGGUCUGCAAAGGAUCGACUUUUAGACCCCAAGCCGUGCGCCUUCCCAGUGCGCAGCAUGAGAGCGCGGGUCCACGCAAGCGUGAAGCAUCGCAAGAGUGAAGAAGCUGCGGCAAGUCUCUUGCCAAAGGGCGAGCAGGCUGAGAUCUGGGACGAUUCCUCCUCGCUCCCUGGCAGUGCCUCUGACUCCCCCGCCAGGGUCGCCUGCGAGCUGCUGUCUCAGCAAGAGAAGGAGGCCCGCGAACCCGCGCCGCGCACUCACCGGCAACCGCCCUCUUCACGGAACAGACGUGGCGCGUCCUGGACUUCCAGCGAGUCGCCUGGACGCGCCGACGAGUCCCUCUUCGCCUGGGGCCGCUCAGGAGAGACCCGCAGGGCUGCCUCAGCCUGCGAGAGCGAUGACAGGCUCGGGCGCUCUGCAGCAUCCGCGUUCGACUCGUGUGCAUGCUGCGGCAGCACCUGCUCAAACGCAGCAGCCGAUCAGGCUUCCUGCCAGAUAGAAAGAGCGGCGGGGAGUCUUUCACACAGCCCACAGUCGGCUGGCGGAGUGCAGCGCAUCGCAGAGGACUCAGAGCUCGAGAUGCAGGCCAAUGAGUGUUGCCUUGCCGACCCGUUCCUGGAAGGCAGUCGCGAUCAGAAAUUCGCGAAAGACCGUGACGGGGACACAACAACAUGGGAAGCGACAACGCAUUCUACGGACUCGGUGCUCGAGGUUGACAUGCGUGGCGCGCUCACGCCGACAAAGCAGCGGUGCGCGAGGCGGCAACAGGAUUUCGCUGACUACUUGGCUCGCCGCUACGGAGAAUGCCGCGGGGCUGUAGCUGCAGAGUCCCCUUUUUCGUCAUUCGGCGGCAGCGCGACGCCGAGCUGCUUCCAGACUCUGCCGACUUCGCGAUGCUGCACUCGAAAGCUCGAGAGGGGUCAGCCGCUCGGAGUUUUUGAGGUUCGGUGCUGCGGGUCGCCUUUUUCUCCCUUGACAGAGAAGAGCCGAUCGGCGCAGGCAGUCGCAAAGGCUUUCGGGUGUGCAUCGAAUCGGGCUGUGAUUCUCAAUGCCCUUCAACACGCUUGCCUAGCCGGGGAAGUCAACCGGCGGAGGCGCGAGCGUCUGAUCGCCUGUUUCAACGAAGAGUGGACAGAACGCCGAGUUUUCAUCAUUCUGCUGAAGGGCCCUGGUGACCGCCACGAGCUCAGGGCGCUGUACGCCCUCGACGCGAGACGGGGUCUAGUAAAGGUGGCUCAAGUCUCCCCUGCUCCAUCGUUCCUUGAGGACGGCAUGAUAGAGCAGGUGUUUCGGUACGACUGCGCCACGAGGCGUUUCCGCCUCGUCGAGGGCGCGAGGACGCUCAGCCCCCUCACCGCAGCAGUGACUCUCAAGCGGAAUCUGCAGCCGGCGUCGGUUUCGCAAACAGCGGUGCAUGUGUAG
Molecule: messenger RNA, 7938 nt
Organism: Besnoitia besnoiti
Lineage: Eukaryota; Apicomplexa; Conoidasida; Eucoccidiorida; Sarcocystidae
Exons: 8
Coding region: 1-7938 (2645 amino acids)
Molecular function (GO): microtubule binding
Source: RefSeq, a predicted model, not a curated record